CUUUAUUGCAUUAACUUGUAGCAAUCCGACCUAUAUUCAUGGAACGGGCAGGGCCGAAUAUUACGGGUCCAGAGCCAUGAACCCGUUUGACCUGGAACAAAAACAUUCCAAGGGCAAAUUCCACAUUCUGCAAUGGACGUUAACGCAAGACAAUAACAAUAGAGAGAGAACUUUUGAUUGGUUCUGUAUGACGUCACAAUCUCUUAUUCGCAACGCCUUUUCCCGUUUUUGUAUAUAAUCGCCUGCAUGAUAUUCUGACACGAUUCGAUUUAUUGAUUAUACCAUAGACAACUUAUAAUAGACCGCAAGCGGAGAAUUUGUUUCAGACAAGUCACGCAUCAUUGCACACAGGUUACUUGAAAAGUAAAUAAACAAGCGUAUGUGGUUACUAUACGUAUACUCCACGAUCACGAUGAGUAACUGUUGCAUCCCUAACUGUUUCUAUAGCCACAGCAAAAAAAACGCAAAGCGGUCACUGUUUACUAUUCGUAGACCAGAUUUAGCACGGAGUUCCGACGAGAAAGAUCACCGUGAGAAGUUGACAAACUUUAUUUUAGGGUUACGCGAUUUCCGAAGGGGUGACAGAAUCAAGGAAUUACUUAAAAAAGAAAAAGCAUGUAUUUGUGAAGCGCACUUUAAACCGGAGGACAUAGUUUCCUAUUAUCAUUCAAGGAAGGAGUUAAAAUGUGGUGCAUUUCCAUCUGAGAAUUUGCCUAAAAAAUGUGGUGUACUUGUGAAGGAGAGUCGUGAACGAGUUACCCGAAAACCGUUACCAGAUGCAAUUCGCCAUAGCUGCAUAGAAAAAGUGUACAGCAGCUUCAGCAAAUUAUCUUCACAAACGAGAGGUUUGUCGAAAGAAUUUUGCUUUUAUUGAUAUCAUUUAUAAGAACAUUAGCAUCUUUUAGCAGUUGUCAAUUUACCAUUUGUAAUAUUCUGCAUAAAUAUACAGACAAAUAUGGUCAAUAACUACCAGGAAUCAAAAAACCUUACUGGAAUAUU
Molecule: messenger RNA, 999 nt
Organism: Ciona intestinalis (vase tunicate)
Lineage: Eukaryota; Metazoa; Chordata; Ascidiacea; Phlebobranchia; Cionidae
Source: RefSeq, a predicted model, not a curated record